Aspergillus terreus NIH2624 is the source of this 1158-nucleotide messenger RNA. Its product is annotated as putative mitochondrial carrier protein (Pet8). The transcript has 3 exons. The record is from RefSeq and is a predicted model, not a curated record. Bases 1 to 1158 code for a protein of 385 amino acids. Gene Ontology annotation, cellular component: mitochondrial inner membrane. Gene Ontology annotation, molecular function: S-adenosyl-L-methionine transmembrane transporter activity. NCBI's taxonomy places the organism in Eukaryota, Fungi, Ascomycota, Eurotiomycetes, Eurotiales, Aspergillaceae.
AUGCUGCAGUGUGUGGAAUGGUUGAUCCUGACUGUUUGUCAGUCCUGCCAUAUUGUUUCGAAUUACCGUCGUCAAGUGAUCAAUUGGUUCAAAAUUUCCACCCCUUUUUUGGGCAGCAACGCGAAUUCUGCAACUGUAAUCCCAGAUGGCAUCGGCCUCGGAACCGGAGCCACUGGUCUCCUCGCUUUGGACGAGAUCCCUGAUAGCGCUGAUUUUCCUGUCCCUUUUAUACAGUCUGGUGCGAUUGCGGGGUUAACCGUCGAUUGCUCACUAUACCCCUUGGACACCAUCAAGACCCGUCUCCAGAAAGCCCGACAUCAUACUCCGUCCGCGCCAGUGCCCAGAUUAUCUCUACAACAGACCAUCCGCGGCAUCUAUGCGGGACUCCCAUCAGUGCUGCUAGGCUCCGCGCCCUCUGCGGCCUUCUUCUUCAUCGUCUACGAUGGUGUCAAACGGUCCCUUCUGCCGCCGCCGACGACCACGGAAACCCCCUCCCGGACACACAUCAUCCUCACACACUCGCUUGCCUCGUCGAUGGGAGAGAUCGCGGCAUGUGCGGUGCGCGUGCCGACAGAAGUCGUCAAGCAGCGCGCGCAGGCCGGCCUCUUCGGUGGCUCCAGCCUGAUGGCUCUGAAGGACAUCCUGGCUCUGCGCCACCCUGAUGCCACGGGGGUUGCGCAACGCGGAUACGGCCAGGUUGUCCGCGAGUUGUACCGCGGUGCGGGCAUCACAAUCGCUCGGGAAAUCCCCUUUACUGUUCUGCAGUUCACCAUGUGGGAGUCGAUGAAAGAAGCAUACAUGAAGCGGAUGCAGCGUUCGACGCCAGUCGGUGCGGAGUCGGUCCUGAGCCAGGUGCCGGCCUCGACGAGUGCGAUGUUUGGAAGUGUGGCGGGUGCGAUUUCGGCGGGUCUGACUACGCCGCUGGAUGUCAUUAAGACGCGGGUGAUGCUUGCUCGUCGCGGGGAUGGUUCCGACGGGGCGCGAGUCCGGAUCAAGGAUGUCGUGCAGGACAUAUCGAAGGAGGGCUUUGGCGCUUUUUGGAGAGGCAUUGGGCCCCGGGUGACGUGGAUUGGUAUUGGAGGCGCGGUGUUCCUGGGGAGUUACCAAUGGGCGUGGAAUAAGCUGGAAGGGAAGAGUUACGAGGGGGAUGGCGUUUGA